Spodoptera littoralis (African cotton leafworm) is the source of this 1809-nucleotide messenger RNA. NCBI's taxonomy places the organism in Eukaryota, Metazoa, Arthropoda, Insecta, Lepidoptera, Noctuidae. The record is from the annotation of a GenBank genome assembly.
CAAAUUUUUCUCACGUAGACAGCAGACUGACAUUUUGUGUUGUCAGCUGAUAUUUGGAUGCGUUCGAUAAUAAUUAUAUUCAACUUAAAAUGAAUGUGAUUUCAUCUCAAAACACGAUCAAUUUGUAUUAUGUAUUAAAGCUCUUGGCCUUCUUAAAUGUUUUGCAAGAAAUAAAUGUUGUCCCUACUCAGUACUCUGCAUAGCACCAGUCUGGAACAAGUUAAUAGUUUUCUUAGACAUUACCCCCCUAUCGUCAUAAAACGUCUAUUAAACGUAGCAGAUUUCCUAUGUUAAAUGACGAAAUAAUUAAGAACAAGCAUAUUGACAAACAGAACAAACAUUGCAAAUGUCGAACAAACAGCUUCAAACAAGCUUAGAAAUUAUGAAUCUAAUGGACAUUAAACUAUCUUUUUUUUCAAUGUCCUUGACAAAUCAUUAGUUGGUACUACUUGAUACACUAUUGCUGACCAUGAGACCUUGAACAACUCAUGUUCAUGUAUUGUUUUGUUACUAACAACAGGCAGCCAGAACUACAGAAAAGAAUACUUUCUGUAACCAUAACAACAGCUAGUACAAAUAAACGUCAUAAGUGUUGAAUAGGAGUUGAUUUUAUUUAAUUAAAUACAUUUCCAUUAAAUUAGUAGAGAACUUAUUACUUUAUUAGAGAUACAAACUAUAAGCACAAAUGGAAAAUUCAGACGGUAACGCAUGGGUGUUUGAUUCCCUUGUAGGAUUUCUACACGGUCCCGUGUGGAAUGUACCUCUGCAGACUUUUAUUGAAGAAAAGUCUUUACCUUUUGAGCCGACUGACAAUGGCGAAGUCCUCGAUAGACCAGAGUAUAAGAAGAUACAUACUGAGUACCGUAAUUUGGUGGACGUGAUGUUAGGCUCGUUCAUGGAUGAUAUCGGCAUCACAGCAGAUCAAUUCGAAGCGGCGUGCAAGCUGUCAGCGCGAGACCUAGCCGGGCUACCGGCACAUUUCCAUCGCCGCCUGUUUGAACAAAUAUGGGCCGCCAACGACUACGAAAUGUUCGUCAAGAUGAUGACUCACAAGAACGUGGAAUUGCAGCUACAGGCAAGUUUUAAAGCUCUAGAAUUAAUAGAAAGGAGAUAUGGAGCUAUGCCCCAUUUGUUUUCUGUCGAACCAGAUGACUCAUUGUUAGACUCAUCAAGAAGUGAUGAAAGUGAGGACUGGCCGGAUAAUGAUGAUGUCAUGACUGAAAUAAAAAAACUACAAUUGGAAGAUUUAGAAAGUAAAGACGAGGUCGUCAGCGUCCCGCCCGAGGAAGUGGUAGCUGAGAAGCAAACUCUGUUAUCUAAACUCCACAGCUUCGAAAAAAAGGAAGAAAAUGUUGAGAAAAAAGUUCAUAUAGUGGUCCCAGAAAAAAAGAUUCAGGUUAUGGAACCACCGAAAUCACCUCCCAAAAAAGUAGAGGUGAGCGAGGAAGAGAUGAGAGCUCGUCAAGAAUAUUUGAAACAACAGCGCGAUAAAUUAUUGGCAUUAAAAAAGCAAGUCCGUGAGCGACGACUCGGGGCAGCAGAUGGCGCAGAAACAGGAGGUGGUGAAGGAUCUCAUAGCAGCGUUGCUAGACCUCGGUCGGCUCGCGUGGCUCAAGCAGCACUAGCAGGUGUAGCUCCACCGCCGCCUCCAGACGCCAUGCAGCUGCGAAGGGCACUCGCCUCUAAGUUAAAGACAGAAGUGGUCGAUAUUUCUAAUUAAUUUUAUUUCACCAUAGUCCUCAAUUUGUUCAAAAAUCUCUAAGCUUAUAUUUAUUCAUGAAUUAAAAUUAAAAAAUAUUUUGUCCCGAA